GGCGACGGACGUAAAAGCCCGCGUUGGCGCUACGAUCGCGCCUCACCGCGAAAUUGUAGAAACAGUUUUCGUUGUGUCGAUUCAAAUCUAUGAAGUGAAACUUUGCAUACGCGUGUGUUGUGUUCAAAACUGUUAAACUAAUAGUCUAACUUUUACACAGCUUGGAUUACGUGGAUUCGAAGUUAUUUCUACGAGGAAGUGAUACUUUUUGAAGGAGACAUAACUCUUUCUGUGGUGUGAUGCGAGGUCGCGCGUGAAGCAUGGCGCGGGCAGGGACCGUGUGUCUCGUCCUAUGGCUGCUCGCCGUCGUCACCGAUGGUAAACAAGAAGUGUCAAGUUCAACAGAGGCCGAGCACAUCACAGCCGCCCCCACUCCGCCAAUACCAUUGCGACCUGAGUAUGCUCACCCCGCGGGAGCCGAGGCCUUAGAUCCUUACAACUCAGAGAACAAUCACCCAGCUCCUAAUCACAGAGACUAUUUAGAAGAGGAUUACGAUCACGAAUCCCACAAGGAAGACGAUCAUGACAGUAGAGAUGACGCGGACGAGCUGCCGUCGCUCUCGGGCGAUCAUUUGCUACAAAGUUCAACAGACGAUCUUCCAAUAUUUCUAUUAGAGCCGCAACACGCGUUUGUAGUUCGGAAUAAACCGGCCAUGUUGAGAUGCCGCGCCGCCAACGCACUGCAAGUCUACUUCAAGUGUAACGACGUGCGCUCCGUGGCCAGCACUCAAUUCGAAUUUGUCGAUCCUCAAAGUGGCGUCAGAAUUGUCGAAGCGGAAUGCAACGUCACCAGAGACCAAGUCGAGGAGUAUUUCAGUGAGGAGUUCUCUUGCACCUGCUUCGCUUGGAGCAGCAGAGGAGAUAUACGGAGUCAACCCGCCAUUGUUAAACUUGCAUAUAUAAGAAAGCAGUUUUCAAUGUCGCCGUCCCCAACAUCAGUGGAAGCAGGUCUUACGGCAUCGCUGCGCUGCUCCCCGCCUGAAGCAGUGCCGCCACCUCGCGUCGCCUGGCUGAAGCACGGUACGCCGCUGCAACAGGAUCACAACGUGGUGAUAUCUGCUGAAGGAAACCUCGUUAUAUCUAGAGCAACAUUACAGGACAUGGCUAACUACAGUUGCGUGGCUGAAAAUAUCGCAGGCAAGAGAGUUUCUGAGCCGGCGCUUUUGACCGUCUAUGUGAACGGCGGCUGGUCGCCGUGGGGCCCUUGGACGCAGUGCCGCUGCGGCGGGCGCGCAACGGGCGGGCAACGACGCACUCGCACCUGCACAGAGCCGCACCCGCUCAACGGCGGCGCUCCCUGCCAAGGACAGGCCGUGCAGAGGACCAACGACUGUGUACCCUGUCAGAGUGCGUUGCCGGGUCGAUGGGGCGCGUGGUCUGAGUGGUCGGUGUGCGGUGCGGACUGCAGGCAGACAAGGAGACGUGCUUGCGCUGGCGACACGCCCUGCGCCGGCGCACAUACACAACACGCUGACUGUGUCGGCGACUAUUGCGGCGUGCAUGGAGUAGCGGCUCACAGCGACAUCCCCCUGUACAUUGGGAUCGCGGUGGCUGUUGUCGUGUUCCUGUCCGGAGCCGCUGUUGUUUACAAGCUGCUACAGAGGAAGACCAGGGAUCACUCACUUUAUACCAUGACCAGAACAGAUUUUCAACCGGAGAUGUAUCCAACUGUUGAGAAACAGUCGCUAUCUCUUGCGCCGGACUUGAUGCAGCACCGGCCGCCGCGCUACGAGCACCCGCCGCCAGAUACCAGGGCAGAGCAUCACUAUGACGUACCACAUCUCACGAACAGCUACGCGUCCCCGGUGGAUCAGCAGGUGACACCUUGUGCUUCCAGCAAGGGCCAGAGCGACGAGUACGACAGCAAGCCCUACAGCGAGUCAGAACAUUCCGUCUCCAGUUGCUUCACUAGCUCCGGGUCCAUGUACGACGCGGCGAACGAGUCCGUGACGCUGCAACUAGCGGAACUCGUCUCGAACUCGGCCACCUCGCAGUCGCUGUGUGUGACGGGAGCGGGCGCGCGGCUCGCGCUGCCGGCCGCCGCGGUCGCGCUCUCCGUACCUGAGGGCGCUCUUGGUAGGAGCCGCCGGGAGCAAAUGUACGUCGCCGUCGUCAAAGAUGACAGAUACAGAUUUAGAGUAGGCAAAGGCAUCACGCAACUGAGCCCCGUGGUGAAGUGCGGCCCGCCGCGCCUACAGCUCAACAAGUCCGUCGUCUUGCAGAUCCCGCACUGCGCCGGCCUCAAGCACGGCUUCUGGAAUCUAUCCCUUUACGCCAUAGACCAUAAUAAUUCCAAAUCGGACAACGCUUUGCCCCAAUGGAAAAAAGUCGUCGGCCUCGGCCAGGAGACUAUCAACACUCCAGUAUUUACUCAAUUAGAUAAUGACAAGAUAUUCCUAGUUACCGAUAUAUUAUCUACUUUUGUUUUGGUCGGAGAGAGCUUUAACGGUAAGGCGGUGAAAGCGCUGCAGCUAGCGAUCUACGCUCCUGCUGUGCCCAACGAAACGUCCUGCGAGUACAGCAUCAGACUUUAUGUAUUCGAGGACACGCCUUGCGCGCCCUACUACUGCCAGGAGCAGGAGAAGAAGUUGGGGGGUGUGCUCAUUGACCGACCGAAGACGCUGCUGUUCCAGGAUGGCGGCUCCAACCUAUGCCUGAACAUGGAGCACGUGAGCCCCGGCUGGAAAACCAAGCCGGGCUUCGGCUAUCAAGAAAUACCAUUCAAUCACGUAUGGAGUUCCAACUACAACGCUCUGCACUGUAGUUUUAUUUUGGAGAGGACUCACGACUGCGACAGCAUUGAUUUUAGUAUUUCAGCAUGUCAAAGGACCAACCCGACCUACAAACAAAUGUUCCGAAUAUCACUGGAAGACAUCCGCAGCCGGUCGCCGCGCGGCAGGUCGCCCCGCGCGGAAUCGCAACGCAGCUUCAAUAUCACCGAGAACUUAAUAGAGGCGCGGAUGUGUCGGAGCGAGGAGGGUAGUGAGGGCAGCGCCAAAAGGAGUGUCACCGUCAGUGAGACAGGCGUCAACGAGUGCGCAGGAGAAGGACCUUUUAAGUUGAGCGCUCGCAUUAAACGGCAGUUGUGCGCUAUAUUGGACCCGCCGAACGCGCGCGGCAACGACUGGCGCGCACUGGCGGCGCGGCUCGGCGUGGACAGGUACACGACGUGGUUCGCCACAAAGAGUUCCCCCACCGAGGCCAUCCUCGAGCUGUGGGAGUGCCGCGAGCGUGGGCCGGGCGCCACAGGAGCGCUGGCCGCCGCUCUGCGCCAGAUGGACCGCCACGACGCUGCGGAUCUGCUGCACUCCCGCCCCUCGUGGUUAUGAAUCGCCAGCGCUGUCGUGCGAGCGCCACCCGCAACCAUUUAUAAAGACUAUAAAGGGAGUCUAUCGAAUAGACAUGUUUAAAUAAAAAGUUAAAGAACGUUUUGUUGAUAAAGUUAAGCGUAGUUUAAAUGUUUUGUUAGAGAAAAGAAUAGUUUCGUAGGCCAGCGGCCUAACUUUGUAAAAUCGUGGUAGAUUAUUUUGUAUAGAUAUUACUCGAGCUGUAGAUAAGCGACGAAAUAUAUAAAUUAUAUUAUAGUAGCAAUAAUAGUGCCUAAUGUCUUUUAAAGAGAUGCCAACAUAUGAAUCGUUGGUGUACAGAUGGUUAUUUUGUUAAUUUUUAUAAGUGUUUGAGUGUUCUUUGUAAUCAAAAUGUAUUGCUAAGUUCAUGUUUACUUCGCUUGUGCAUUUCUUUUGUUUACGCAACUCAAGAAUUAGAUGUUCGUGCCAAAUUCGCGAUGCCACCAAAUAGUUUGGCAAUAAUGUUUCAAAUUCUAUGCAACUGUUCAGAGCUUAAUGUAAUUAGGAUUACUUUAAUACUUUCUCAUUUCACACUCUCAAUCGAAAGACUUGACUCGAAUGCAUUUACUGUCCUAUUUAUAACUUUAAUGUAAUUCUCAACUUAAACUUACACUGCCGCUGAGAUAAGUAUUGAGUGAAGUCUCGACCUCAACAGAGUUCCAAGAGGAAAUCCUAGAUUAUGUUCUAAAUUUCCCAUCUAUGUGUAAGGUAAAUAGAUUGUAAAUAAUUGUAUCGCAGUUUGCAAAUAGUAGACAGUGUAUAUGUAUGUACUAACCGAGGUUUAUGUAAAUGGGACUCAUCACCGCUGUAGACUAUACUUAUAUAUAUUUUUGUUAACGUGAUGAACUUUA
This is a messenger RNA of Papilio machaon (common yellow swallowtail), 4198 nucleotides long. RefSeq names its product netrin receptor UNC5C. NCBI's taxonomy places the organism in Eukaryota, Metazoa, Arthropoda, Insecta, Lepidoptera, Papilionidae. Gene Ontology annotation, biological process: motor neuron axon guidance; netrin-activated signaling pathway. Bases 261 to 3329 code for a protein of 1022 amino acids. The record is from RefSeq and is a predicted model, not a curated record. Gene Ontology annotation, molecular function: protein binding; netrin receptor activity. The transcript is spliced from 12 exons. Gene Ontology annotation, cellular component: membrane.